Purpureocillium takamizusanense is the source of this 1650-nucleotide messenger RNA. RefSeq lists its product as uncharacterized. The transcript has 2 exons. Lineage: Eukaryota; Fungi; Ascomycota; Sordariomycetes; Hypocreales; Ophiocordycipitaceae. Gene Ontology annotation, biological process: retrograde vesicle-mediated transport, Golgi to endoplasmic reticulum. The record is from RefSeq and is a predicted model, not a curated record. Bases 158 to 1279 code for a protein of 373 amino acids.
GACAGCUCUUCCAUCCAUCCCCCGGACCUCAACUCCCUCCGUCGCUACACCACCGCCACCUCGUUCCUUGCGUAGUUCGAGCAAGAAAUUCAUCCUCCUACGAGACGCCGCCGCCCUCACCUAUCGGUCGAAGCCGCCUGCAUCUUUCCCUUCGGCCAUGGCGGACAGCGCUGCGGCCACGUCGAACGACGCCGACGCCGCCGCCGCGCGGGCCUCGGAGCAGGCCCGUCUGCGCAAGGAGCGGCGCGAGGCCAAGAUCAAGGCCGGCGGCUCGGCACGCCUGAACAAAAUCACCGGCAUAGGCGGCCGUGUAGUCGGUGAUACAGAACAGGCUUCGCCCGUCGUCACGCCCCCGGUGGCAGCCGAUGCAUCGUCGCCCAAGUCACGCUCCGUGUCUGGCACGCAGGCACCACCACCACCACCACCACCACCACACCACGCCGCCGCCGACCCCGAGGAGGUGGACAUCUCGGAGCACUUUUACGAACCGCAAACGAGGACGCCGUCUCGGCGCAACGUCUCGGGCGCCGAGCCGUCCAUCUCGGACGCCCAGCUGCGGCAGAUGAUGCUCGGCUUCGACCGCCCCGGGCAGAGCGCAUCGCCGAGCCCGAGCCCCGGCCCCGGACCCGACGGGCCGGCCCUGCCGCCCGGCAUGGAGGACGACCCGCUCAUGAAGAUGAUGACCCAGAUGAUGGGCGGUGCGGGCGGCGCCGGCUCCUCUCCCUUCGCCGGUAUGCCCGGCAUGCCCGGCGCGCAACAGCAGCAGCAGCAGGCCGCCCGCCCCGACGCCUAUGCCGCCUUCUUCCGCAUCCUGCACGCGCUGCUGGCCCUGGGCCUGGGCCUGUACGUGACGCUCCUGACGCCCUUUUCCGGCACGCGGCUGGAGCGGGAGCGCGCCUCCCUCGCGCACGACGUUGCCGUCGCGCACGCGCACGGCUACGACCCUGCGUCCGCCGGCGCCGCCGCCGGCGCGCCGUCACCAUCGUUCGACUACGACGGCCAAUACGCCGCCAACGAGCAGCGCAAGCUCAUGUUCUUCUGGAUCUUCGCCACGGGCGAGGCGGUGCUGCUCACGACGCGCUUCUUCCUCGACAAGGCCCGCGGCCCGCAGCGGGGGCAGCCCACCGGCAUGCUCUGGACCGUGGCCGGGUUCGUGCCCGAGCCGUUCAGGGGGUACCUGCUGGUGGCGCUGCGGUACGGGCAGAUCUUUACGACGGUGAGGGCCGACAUCCUGGCGUGCAUGUUUGUGCUGGGCGUGUGCUCCUGGUGGAAGUCGUGAAGCGGGUCGGGUUGGAUUGGGUAGGGGCUGAAGAGUGCUGUAGUAGCUGUAUACUAUUAUACUACGGGAAGCUCGGAUGGGUGGCGGGAAUGGAUGGUUGUGGUGGUGAUGGUGGUGGUCGUCAUCUGGCCUUCUUUCUCGCCCACAAUGCAUAAUACAUUUCACACACUGCGGCAGACUGGCUGGCAGACUUGAGGGAUGGCACAUUUCAGUGUUAUUAGUCGUAGUCAUGUCUACUGUUGAUUUAUGUUGUAUUAUUAUGCAUUAGGUGAACGGGAUGCAGGAGCGUGAGCUGCCACACACCACGCGUCUCCGGUUCUAAUCGAGACUCCCGCCCCGCGCCGCCUUAGCUGAUCGCUGACCGCAAAAAA